This is a messenger RNA of Rotaria sordida, 1323 nucleotides long. The record is from the annotation of a GenBank genome assembly. Lineage: Eukaryota; Metazoa; Rotifera; Eurotatoria; Philodinida; Philodinidae.
AUGACGAAUAUCUUUCGAAGUAGUACACAUCAUCCAUCAGGACUUCAAAAAGCUAUUGAAAAAGUUACUGAUGGAAGUCAAGCAACUGAAGAUUGGGGUUUAAUUAUGAAAAUUUGUGAUCAUGUUGGAACUCAUGAAGAAAGCGCAAAAGACGCAAUGAAAAUCAUACGAAAACGUUUACAAACAAAUCCAUUACAACAGGGAUGGCGUAGUAUUGCAUUAACUCUUACUUUAUUAGAAGCAUUAACAAAAAAUUGUGGAAAAAUAUUUCAUAUACAAAUUGCACAUAAAGAUUUUUUAAAAGAACUUAAAGGUGUUAUUGGACCAAAAAAUAAUCCACCUUUAUCAAUACAAGAAAAAGUUCUUAGUAUGAUUCAAACUUGGGCAUUAGCUUUUCGUCAUGAUCCAGAUUUAAAAAAUAUUGAACAUUUUUAUAGUGAAUGUAUACAACAUGGUUUACAAUUUCCACCACCUGAACCAGAAAAUAUUAUUAAAACAUCUUUAACACCUACACGAACUAUUGAACGACCUUUACAACAUACACGAUCUACAUCUCAACAAGGAUAUAAUACAAUCAGUGGACAAAAUCGACCAGUAUCAAAAAGUUUUUCACAUUCCAAUACAAAUAAUCAAACAAUGUCAGCAGAACAAGUAGCAAAAUUACGUAGUGAAUUAGAUAUUGUACAAACAAAUGCACAAGUAUUUGGUGAAAUGCUUAUAACAUUACAACCGGGUGAAGAAAAUCCACAAGAUUUUGAACUUUUAAUGGAAUUACAUAAUACAUGUAAACAAAUGCAAGCUCGUGUUAUUGAAUUACUUUCUCAAACAUCUAUUGAUGAUAUAACAGUCGAUCUUUUACGAUAUAAUGAUGAAUUUAAUAAUGCAUUUAAAACAUUUGAUAAUUAUAUGCAAGAACGUAAUAGACGUUUUGGCGAUUCAACACAAAUGCCAAUAUUAAAUCGAAGUACAAAUCCAAUUUCACAAUCACCAACAAAUAGAAUAUUAUCAUCAUCACAUGACGCUGAUAAUGUACCAUCAUUAAUGAGAUUUGAUGAUGAACCAAUAAAUAAUUUUCAAAACAUGCGUAUUGAUCCAACAUCAUCUAAUGUAGUAUCAAGAAAUACUCAACAACAAUCAACAGCUUCAGCAACAACUCAAUAUGCUACAAAUUAUCAAGUAAGAAAAAUUAGAUUUUCUUUUUUCUAAAACUACAGAAAACUUAAGUCCAAAUAUUGAAUAAUAAGGAUUGUUAAACUAAUAAGAACCUAUUGAUUAUCAAUUUCAUCAUUUUUAAUAGUUAAAGUAAUGCAAAUUUUUUUUUUU